AUGCCCGGCCCGGCGGCCGGCAGUAAAUCUCGGGUGUACGCCGAUGUCAACACUUUGAAGAGCAGGGAAUAUUGGGACUAUGAAGCCCACGUGCCUAGUUGGAGGUGAGAUGUUUUAAUAUCUUGGUCUGGAAUUUCUAAACAUCAUAAUGCACUAUUUAGUAGUUUAUUGGCAAAUGCUUUAUCAACCGUAUGAUAAAACUGUUUAUGUCAAUAAAUGUGUAUUCUAUUGAUAUAUUAGAUAUCAUCAUAAUAAUAAAGGAGUAUGAAUAAGGCGUCUUUUGAAAACUAUUUCAAUCUUUAUUUGGAGAAUAUUAUGUAUUUUGGAGACCUAAAGUUUUGUCGGGAACGUGCAUGGUUAUGUGAGUCUGCGCGUAGCAUGUUCAGAUUGUCCUGCACUCUUGAUUGGGAUGGGAAAAUCAUCAAUCUGCAAGAUCGAGCAGCCCUAGCUGGCAGUUGACGCUGACAGGGCAGCACCGAAUGACGCUUGUGAAUUUUACUACUGUAGCAUACUUCCUAUUUAUUUUCUACUUUCCUAUAUUUUCCUUUUCGAUAUUUCCACAUAAGCACCAACAUGUGAAGUUCAUAGGAGCAUAUCAAAUUGGUUGUCAAAUGAAAGCUAAGUCUAUAUUUUGGGGAAAUGAAGGCAUAGAUACAUUUUUCAAUCUUAAAAAUUAGGCAUAAGUAAAGGCUUUGAUUUCUGGAUAAACAGAUGGAAAAGGGGUCUUAGAAAACAUCUACUAGAAAAAGUCUUAAAAGGUAUCAGAAAUGCAUCAAAACACAAUGUUGACAUAAAGACCCCUGCCAACUAAUAUCAACACUUUGUUUUUAGAGAAAUGUUUUACCUUCUGUAUAUUUAAGAAAUAUUGCCUUGUAAUUCCGUUACCAAAAACUCAUAUCUUUUAAGAUAUUUUCUAAUUUCUCUCCCUCAUAAGGAGGGAGGAUAAUGAAAGUUCAAGUAAAAUAAAAUUGUAUUUGUCACAUGCGCCGAAUACAACAGUUGUAGACCUUACUGUGAAAUGCUUACUUACAAGCCCUUAACCAACAAUGUAGUUUUAAGAAAAUACAGUUAAGAAAAUAUUUACUAAAUAAACUCAAGUUUAAAAAAAGUUACGCAAUAAAAUAACAAUAAUGAGGCUAUAUACAGGGGGUACUGGUACCGAGUCAAUGUGCAGGGCUACAGGUUAGUAGAGAUAAUUUCUACAUGUAGGUAGGAGUAAAGUGACUAUGCAUAGAUAAUAAACAGCGAGUGACAGCAGUGUAAAAACAAAGGGGGGGGGGGGUUCAAUGCAAAUAGUCCGGGUGGCCAUUAGAUUAAUUGUUCAGCAGUCUUAUGACUUGGGGGUUGAAGCUGUUAAGGAAAAUUUUGGACCUAGACUUGGCACUCUGGUACCGCUUGCCGUGCGGUAGCAGAGAGAACAGUCUAUGACUUGGGUGACUGGAGUCUUUGACCAUUUUUGUGGCCUUCCUCUGGCACCGCCUAGUAUAUAGCUCCUGGAUGGCAGGAAGCUUGGCCCCAGUGAUGUACUGGGCUGUACUCACUACCCUCUGUAGCGCCUUACGGUCGGAUGCCGAGCAGUUGCCAUACCAGGUGCUGACGCAACCGGUCAGGAUCCUCUCGAUGGUGCAGCUGUAUAACCUUUUGAGGAUCUGGGGCCCUCUUCACAACUUUCUUGGUGUGUUUGGACCAUGAUAGUUUGUUGGUGAUUUGGACACCAAGGAACUUGAAACUCUCGACCCGCUCCAUUACAGCCCGUCGAUGUGAAUUGGGGCGUGUUCGGUCCUCCUUUUCCUGUAGUCCACGAUCAUCUCCAUUGUCUUGCUCACGUUGAGGGAGAGGUUGUUGUCCUGGCACCACACUGCCAGGUCUCUGACCUCCUCCCUAUAGGCUGUCUCAUCGUUGUCGGUGAUCAGGCCAACCACCGUUGUGUCAUCAGCAAACUUAAUGAUGGUGUUGGAGUCGUGCUUGGCCACACAGUCGUGGGUGAACAGGGAGUACAGGUGGGGACUAAGCACGCACCCCUGAGGGGCCCCCGUGUUGAGGAUCAGCGUGGCAGAUGUGUUGUUGCCUACCCUUACCACCUUGGGGCGGCCUGUCAGGAAGUCCAGGAUCCAGUUGCAGGUGUUUAGUCCCAGGGUCCUUAGCUUAUUGAUGAGCUUUUGAGCACUAUGGUGUUGAACGCUGAACUGUAGUCAAUGAACAGCAUUCUCACAUAGGUGUUCCUUUUGUCCAGGUGGGAAAGGGCAGUGUGGAGUGCGAUUGAGAUUGUGUCGUCUGUGGAUCUGUUGGGGCGGUAUGUGAAUUGGAGUGGGUCUAGGGUUUCCGGGAUGAUGGUGUUGAUAUGAGCCAUGACCAGCCUUUCAAAGCACUUCAUGGCUACCAACGUGAGUACUACGGGGCGGUAGUCAUUUAGGCAGGUUACCUUCGUUUUCUUGGGCACUUGAAACAUGUAGGUAUUAUAGACUCGGUCAGGGAGAUUUUGAAAAUGUCAGUGAAGACACUUGCCAGUUGGUCCGCGCAUGCUUUGAGUACACGUCCUGGUAAUCCGCCUUGUGAAUGUUGACCUGUUUAAAGGUCUUGCUCACAUCGGCUAUGGAGAGCGUGAUCACACAGUCAUCCGGAACAGCUGGUGCUCUCAUGCAUGUUUCAGUGUUGCUUGCCUCGAAGCUAGCAUAAAAGGUAUUUAGCCCGUCUGGUAGGCUCACGUCACUGGGCAGCUCGCGGCUGGGUUUCCCUUUGUAGUCCAUAAUAGUUUGCAAGCCCUGCCACAUCCGACGAGCAUCAGAGAUGGUGUAGUAGGAUUCAAUCUUAGUCCUGUAUUGACGCUUUGCCUGUUUGAUGAUUCGUCUCAGGGCAUAGCGGGAUGUCUUAUAAGCGUCCGGAUUAGUGUCCCGCUCCUUGAAAGCGGCAGCUCUAGCCUUUAGCUCGGCGCGGAUGUUGCCUGUAAUUCAUGGCUUCUGGUUGGGGUAUGUACGUACGGUCACUGUGGGGACGACGUCAUCGAUGCACUUAUUGAUGAAGCCGGUGACUGAGGUGGUAUACUCCUCAAUGCCAUUGGAUGAAUUCUGGAACAUAUUCCAGUCUGUGCUAGAAAAACAGUCCUGUUGCUUAGCAUCCGCCUCAUCUGACCACUUACUUAUUGAGCGAGUCACUGGUGCUUCCUGCUUUAGUUUUAGCCUGUAGGAAUCAGGAGGAUAGAAUUAUGGUCAGAUUUGCCAAAUGAAGGGAGACCUUUUGUAUGCAUCUCUGUGUGUGGAGUUAAGGUGGUCUAGAGUUUUUUUCCCCUCUGGUUGCACAUGUGACAUGCUGGUAGAAAAGAGGUAAAACAGAUUUAAGUUUGCCUGCAUUAAAGUCCCGGCCACUAUGAGCGCCGCUUCUGGAUGAGCAUUUUCUUGUUUGCUUAUGGCCUUAUACAGCUCGUUGAGUGUGGUCUUAGUGCCAGCGACAGUUUGUGGUGGUAAAUAGACGGCUAUGAAAUAUAGAUGAAAACUCUCUUGGUAGAUAGUGUGGUCUACAGCUUAUCAUGAGAUACUCUACCUCAGGUGAGCAAUACCUCGAGACUACCUUAAUAUUAGACAUCGCGCACCAUCUGUUAUUGACGAAUAGACACACACCCCCACCCCUAGUCUUACCAGACAUAGGUGUUCUGUCCUGCCGAUGCACGGAAAACCCAGCCAACUGUAUAUUAUCUGUGUCGUCGUUCAGCCACGACUCUGUGAAACAUAAGAUAUUACAGUUUUUAAUGUCCCGUUGAUAGGAUAGUCUCGAAUGGAGCUCAUCCAGUUUAUUCUUCAGUGAUUGCACAUUGGAUAAUAGAAUGGAUGGUAGAGGCGGGUUACCCACUCCCUGACAAAUUCUCACACAGCACCCUGAUCUCUGCCUCCUGUAUUUCCUUAUUUUCUUCAUGAGAAUGACAGGGAUUUGGGCCUUGUCUGGGAGCGAAAUUAUAUCCUUCACGUCCGACUCAUAAAAUAAAAAAUCUUUGUCCAGUUCAAGGUGAGUAAUCGCUGUUCUGAUAUCCAGAAGCUCUUUUCGGUCAUAAGAGACGGUAGCAUCAACAUUAUGUACAAAAUAAGUUACAAACAAUGCAAAAAAAACCACACAAAAUAGCACAAUUGGUUAGGAGCCUGUAAAAUGGCAGCCAUCCCCUCCGGCGCCAUUCCGUAACAAGUAAUAGUAUACCUACCAAUUAGUUAUAUUGAAUUUACUGAUAUUCAUUUUGUUUAUGAAUUAUUAAGUGAUUAAAACUCGUAAUUCCGUUACCAAAUUGGUAACAGAAUUACUGCAACUGAAUUGGCUACAAUGGGAAAUCAUAAUAGUCACAAACCACCGUUUGGUCACCUGCUACUGGCCUCCCUUCCACUGGCAUAUUGUUAUGUUCAGCUCAUAACAGUUUUCUUUGUCUUUCUGUCUGGUGGUCAAACCAAGAGUGUUAAAACAGUCUGGACAACCUCUCCCUCUGCCUCUCUCUCUCUCUCUCUCUUUCUAACUCUCCAGUUAAUGUUACUUCUCCCAGCUCUUACUGACACCUACCCAUGAGUAGGGCUGUUGCAGUGAUCGUAUUACCGCCACACUGGCGGUCACGAGUCAUGAAGGCAGUCAAAUUCCACGUGACCGUUUAAUCACGGUAAUUAGGCUUCUCCAAGCUCUGAUGCUACUGAUGGUCAUUCGUAGCCUACCAAACUUGCUAACAGCCUGGUACUCGGCACUCUAUUGUCCCUCUAAUCACUCUGACAUCAAUGCAAAUGUUUCGAAAAUCGAAUCAAACACUUCAUGAGAGCCCAUGAGCUCAUGUUGCGCAACAUUUCAAUUGGCUAUGCAAUUGCGUGAGAAAACAGAGUGAUGGCCUCUACUACAAAGAGGAGGAUCAGCUUUCUAUAGGCUAGGCCUACUAUAUUUAUUUCUCAACUUUCCUAAUAUUAAGCACUUUACUUAUAUUUACAACAGGAGUAUAGCCUACCUGGCCGGCAUGAAAAUAUACCAUGGGGAAAAGCGUCCUCCAUUCGCUAUUUAAAUGCAUAGAUUACAUGUAUUUUUCCCGCUGGCCCUGUUUCGAUACAGGUGCAUGAUAAUGGCCCAUUCUAAAUCAAAACAAAUUUCACAUAUAUUAUUUAGUAUAUGUAAAGACAACAUUAAAUUAAGAAUAGUCUGAUGGGUGACAAUAUUAGCCUAUCACUUGUGAAUGAUAUAUUAUCACUUGUGAAUGAUGCCCAGCAUAAGAAACAAAGCCUUUUUUUUGCGACUUUUUCGAAUCAUAGUCGCACACCUCAUGUAGCCUAGCCCAUCGGCCUGUAUGUUUUAAUAAGGUUUGUAUCACAACUAAAGUGGCCAAAUAACUUCUUAAAAUUAAGCACAUUGAUCUGCUUUACAAGGGGUGUAGAGCCUAACUGGCAUACAUAAGCAGCGCGCGAGUUUCAAGUUUGGGGAAGAUCAUUUUCACCAUAGAAAUGCACCUUUAUAAUAAAAGCAUUACAUGCAUAAUUGCAUUUGCGGUCACUUUUGAUAAUGGUGUUUUCCCGUUAAUGGAACAUUUGCGUUUAAAGCCUACUACCAUGUGCGCGUUGCUGCGUUUAUAAUGUGAAGAAAUAGCUGAAUAGUUUAUCAACAUUUUAAGCUAAACAUUCUGAUCUGUUGCAUCAGCCACAUUGUGUAAAAACGUUUUUUUUGAUGCUAGCGGUUGUAUUAAUUUGGGAUCUAUCGCAUCCCACAACUUUCCCAGACUAUGUUUGGAAUAUUUAUUUCUCGCACAGAAUAGAAUAGGUCGACCUUUGUACUAUGGGGGAUAGUAGAUUUUCAUAGGCUAGUGCUUUUGCUGUUCAUUAGGCCUACUUAUCUUGUUGGCUGACAAAAAGUAUAUGUGGAUAGUUCUUCCAAUAUCUUCAACAUGCACCUCGGAAUUGGAUAAGGACACGCGCAGUUGCAUCCCCGAUGUCUGUCUUCACUUGUAGCCUGUGAGAAAGACCCGAUCACGUGAUGGAGCGCGCAGCACUCUGGGAGAAGGGCACAACGGCAUGUUUUUUUUUAGGGUGCGUUACGGCCACACAAAGGGGAUGCCGCCGGGAAAUUCUAGGCAUUAUCAAGUGCUUGUCAAAUUGUGAAUGAGUGACUGAUGUAGUGUGUACAGCCUGCACAAAAAACAAAGCAGAGCUCAUGCCUUUCAAGCGACUAUUUUCAAAUCAUCAUUAGAGUUGCAUCAUGCAGCCUUACAAUGUAUUAAAUAUCAAAACAGAUAGGCCAGCGUUUGUAGAACAACUAAAGUUACAUUAAUAACUCUAAAUUAAGCAUAUAGGAAUACUUAUUUAUUUGUUAACCACUCAACACAGAAUUGCCGCAUGUGCGCACUCCCUCAAAUCGUUUAGAGAAAAUGUCCUUUAUUUUAUUCAGCUUAUUCAAUUGUAUUCUUCAUACUAUAAAAUAAUGCCACGGAAUUCUAAGCAAAUCUUGUCUGCUAAAUGAACUAGUGUAGGCCACAGCCAUUUGGCAUAGCCAGAUCAGGACCUAACAUAAGGACAACUCAGAGUAUGCUAUUCUGUUCGUCUGAAAUAGACUACAGUUUCUUCAUAUUAUGCUUCUUUAGACCUGUCUAACUCAGUCCGGCGUUCAACUUACUCUUGAAAGUUGUAAUUGUAGAAUGCUCAUGGUGCAAGUUCGAAAUUGGGUAGUGCAUCAUCAGUUUUCCUCUUGUCAUGUCAGUCAUUUCAUACCUUGGAGAGCUAUUUAUAACUUGUCAGAAAUGUCCAGAUCAACUAGCCCAUGUCAGCUAACGUUUUUAGCUAGGUUUUUUUGCCCAUAGAUUUUGUUGGGCUUUAAAACUGCAACAUUUUCUCUGCACCACAUGACAAAAUGUGUAGAAUUGCAGAAAAUAAGCUUGAAACCUGCAACAACAAGAGGGUUGUGAACAGUGCUUGUGCCCAUAGAAAUAGACGUGGUGUGCGUGCAGGGGGGGGAGGGGCGCGGGAUGUUCCCCAAUGCUGGAAGGAGGGCCUGAGUGAGUAGAGCACAGUACAGUGAGUAGAGCACAGUAGAUUACAGUCCAAUACAGGACAGUGGUACAGUACAAUACAGUGAAACAUGAGGAGAAUGACAUUCAUAUAAAUAAUGAUGCAUUUCCGUGUAGUACAGAUCAUGGACCCAUGAUGUAAUUCCGUUCUAGUUCAAUAACCAAAAUGGCUGACAUCCCAUUAUUUCUGCAGACAUCUUUGAGUUAGGGCUGGGCGAUAUAUCAAAUUAAUUCAAAUGCCUGUAUCGCAAGAAUCAACGUUAUUAUUUUUAGUCAUUUUUUUUUUUAUGACCGUUUAUGCCGUUUGUCCUCAUGUUGUCUUUUUGGCUGUGCUGUGUGCAAUGACUUUGGGCCAGGGAUCAUCAACUAGAUUCAGCCGCGGGACCAUUUUCUUUCUUGAGCGGAUGGUCAGGGGGCCAAAACAUGAUUACAAAUCAUUUGUAGACUGCAAAUUGACCGCAAGAAGCCCAAACAUAUAUAAUAUUUGACUAAAGCAUAAUACUUUCAAACCUUGCUUAAAUUUGUAUACAAUAACAUACAUCUCUUUAUUAUGCGUGGGAAUUCUAUGGAACAGAUUUCCAAAUUGAAAAUCACGUAGAGCUAAUUUGCUGGUGUUUUUACAGUCUUUUAUGUCUAACAAUAAAAAGUCCAAACAGAAAUAAUAUUUGACUAAAACCUAAUUUCUAACCUUGCUUGCAUUUGUGUACGAUCACAUACACUGAGUGUACAAAACAUUAGGAAAGCCUUCCUAAUGUUGAGUUGCAACCCCCCCUUUUGCCUUAACUCGUUGCGCAUGGACCCUACAAGGUGUCGAAAGCAUUCCACUGGCCCAUGUUGACUCCAAUGCUUCCCACGGCUGUGUCAAGUUGGCUGGAUUUCCUUUGGGUGGUGGACCAUUCCUGAUACACACAGGAAACGUUUGAACGUGAAAAACCUAGCAGUGUUGCAGUUCUUGACACAAACUCUCUAGACCUGUCUAAUACCGUGAGAAUACUUUGGAACAGAUUUCCAAAAUUAAAAUAACUUGCAGCUGAUUUACAAUAAAAACAAAUAUAUAUUUUUGAAUGACUACCCCAUCUCUGUACUGCACACAUACAGUGAGGGGGAAAAAAAUAUUUGAUCCCCUGCUGAUUUUGUACAUUUGCCCACUGACAAAGAAAUGAUCAGUCUAUAAUUUUAAUGGUAGGUUUAUUUGAACAGUGAGAGACAUAAAUAACAACAAAAUCCAGAAAAAGCACAUGUCAAAAAUGUUAUAAAUUGAUUUGCAUUUUAAUGAGGGAGAUAAGUAUUUGACCCCUCUCAAUCAGAAGGAUUUCUGGCUCUUUUAUACAGGUAGCGAGCUGAGAUUAGGAGCACACUCUUAAAGGGAGUGCUCCUAAUCUCAGUUUGUUACCUGUAUAAAACACACAUGUCCACAGAAGCAAUCAAUCAAUCAGAUUCCAAACUCUCCACCAUGGCCAAGACCAAAGUGCUCUCCAAGGAUAUCAGGGACAAGAUUGUAGACCUACACAAGGCUGGAAUGGGCUACAAGACCAUCGCCAAGCAGCUUGGUGAGAAGGUGACAACAGUUGGUGCGAUAAUUCACAAAUGGAAGAAACACAAAAUAACUGUCAAUCUCCCUCGGCCUGGGGCUCCAUGCAAGAUCUCACCUCGUGGAGUUGCAAUGAUCAUGAGAACAGUGAGGAAUCAGCCCAGACCUACACGGGAGGAUCUUGUCAAUGAUCUCAAGGCAGCUGGGACCAUAGUCACCAAGAAAACAAUUGGUAACACACUACGCCGUGAAGGACUGAAAUCCUGCAGCGCCCGCAAGGUCCCCCUGCUCAAGAAAGCACAUAUACAGGGCCGUCUGAAGUUUGCCAAUGAACAUCUGAAUGAUUCAGAGGAGAACUGGGUGAAAGUGUUGUGGUCAGAUGAGACCAAAAUCGAGCUCUUUGGCAUCAACCCAACUUGCCGUGUUUGGAGGAGGAAGAAUGCUGCCUAUGACCCCAAGAACACCAUCCCCACCGUCAAACAUGGAGGUGGAAACAUUAUGCUUUGGGGGUGUUUUUCUGCUAAGGGGACAGGACAACUUCACCGCAUCAAAGGGACGAUGGACGGGGCCAUGUACCGUCAAAUCUUGGGUGAGAACCUCCUUCCCUCAGCCAGGGCAUUGAAAAUGGGUUGUGGAUGGGUAUUCCAGCAUAACAAUGACCCAAAACACACAGACAAGGCAACAAAGGAGUGGCUCGAGAAGAAGCACAUUAAGGUCCUGGAGUGGCCUAGCCAGUCUCCAGACCUUAAUCCCAUAGACAAUCUGUGGAGGGAGCUGAAGGUUUGAGGUGCCAAACGUCAGCCUCGAAACCUUAAUGACUUGGAGAAGAUCUGCAAAGAGGAGUGGAACAAAAUCCCUCCUGAGAUGUGUGCAAACCUGGUGGCCAACUACAAGAAAACGUCUGACCUCUGUGAUUGCCAACAAGGGUUUUGCCACCAAGUACUAAAUCAUGUUUUGCAGAGGGGUCAAAUACUUAUUUCCCUCAUUAAAAUGCAAAUCAAUUUAUAACAUUUUUGACAUGAGUUUUUCUGGAUUUUUUUGUUAUUCUGUCUCUCACUGUUCAAAUAAACCUACCAUUAAAAUUAUAGACUGAUAAUUUCUUUGUCAGUGGGCAAACUUACAAAAUCAGCAGGGGAUCAAAUACUUUUUUCCCCUCACUGUACAUACAAUUAUUGAUUACACCUUGGGUAGUGUAUCAAUACGCCCAGUCACUACAAUGAUACAGGUGUCCUUCCUAACUCGGUUGCCGGAGAGGAAGGAAACCGCAGUAAUACUGCAAAAAAUGUGGCAAAAAAUUCAACUUUUUGUCCUGAAUACAAAGUGUUAUGUUUGGGGAAAAUCCAAUACAACACAUUACUGAGUACCACUCUCCAUAUUUUCAAGUAUAGUGGUGGCUGCAUCAUGUUAUGGGUAUGCUAGUAAUCGUUAAAGACGGGAGAUUUUCAGGAUAAAAAGGAAAUGGAAUGGAGCUAAGCACAGGCAAAAUCCUAGAGGAAAACCUGGUUUAGUCUGCUUUCCACCAGACACUGGGAGAUCUGCUAAAUGACUAAAAUGUAAUUGUAAAUGUAGAUCAAUUCACCUUUUAGCAGGACAAUAACCUAAAAUACAAGGCCAAAUCUACACUGGAUUUGCUUACCAAGAAUACCGUGACUGUUCCUGAGUGGCCGAGUUACAGUUUUGACUUAAAUCUACUUGAAAAUCUAUGGCAAGACCUGAAAAUGGUUGUCUAGCAAUGAUCAACAACCAAUUUGAUAGAGCUUGAAUAAUUGUUUAAAAGAAUAAUGGACAAAUGUUGCACAAUCCAGGUGUGGAAAGGUCUUAGAGACUUACCCAAAAAGACGCAGAGCUGUAAUCGCUUCUGUAAAGUAUUCACUCAGGGGUGUGAAUACUUAUGUAAAUGUUAUGUACAGUGCAUUCGGAAAGUAUUCAGACUCCUGGACUUUUUCUACAUUUUGUUACGUUACAGCCUUAUUCUAAAAUUGAUUAAAUCUUUUUUUCUUCUCAUCAAUCUAUACACAAUACCCCAUAAUGACAAAGUGAAAACAGGUUUUUUGAAAUGUUUGCAAAUGUAUAAAAAAAAUAAAAAUAGAAAUACCUUAUUUACAUAAGUAUUCAGACCCUUUGCUAUGAAACUCGAAAUUGAGCUCAGGUGCAUCCUGUUUCCAUUGAUCAUCCUUGAGAUGUUUCUAUAACUUGAUUGGAGUCCACCUUUGGUAAAUUCAAUUGAUUGGACAUGAUUUGGAAAGGCACACACCUGUCUAUAUAACGUCACAGUUGACAGUGCAUGUCAGAGCAAAAACCAAGCCAUGAGAUCGUAGUAAUUGUCCGUAGAGCUCUGAGACAGGAUUGUGUCGAGGCACAGAUCUGGGGAAGGGUACCAAAAAAAUUAGGCAGCAUUGAAGGUCCCCAAGAACAGUGGCCUCCAUCAUUCUUAAAUUAAAGACGUUUGGAACCACCAAGACUCUUCCUAGAGCUGGCCACCCGGCCAAACUGAGCAAUCGGGGGAGAAGGGCCUUGGUUACGGAAAUGACCAAGAACCCGAUGGUCACUCUGACAGAGCUCUAGAGCUAUAUUAGUUUUGUAUUUUUAAUAAAUUAGCAAACAUUUCUAAGAACCUGUUUUUUCUUUGUCGUUAUGGGAUAUUGUGUGUAGAUUGAUGAAGGGGAAAAAAACGAUUUAAUCAAUAAUAAGGCUGUAACAUAACAAAAUGUGGAAAAAGUCAAGGGGUCUGAAUACUUUCCGAAUGCACUGUACCUGUAUUUCAUUUUCAAUCAUUUUGCAAAAAAAUAUUUUAACAUGUUUUCACUUUGACAUUAUGGGGUGUUGUGUACAUGGGUGAGGGGAAAACAUCGAUUUAAUCCAUUUUGAUUUCAGGCUGUAACACAACAAAAUGUGGAAUAAGUCAAGGAGUAUGAAUACUUUCUGAAGGCACUGUAUCUGUUCCCCUAUGCUCCAUUUCUCCUCUAGUAACCAGGAAGACUACCAGUUGGUGCGGAAGCUCGGCAGGGGGAAGUACAGUGAGGUCUUUGAGGCCAUCAACAUCAACAACAAUGAGAAGGUGGUGGUCAAGAUCCUCAAGGUAAGUUGUUCAAGGGCUGCUUUGUUUGUCUGUAUGGCCCAGUAGAGGUGGAUUUGUGGUCUGUUUUCUAUAAACACAUAGUCUAAGUAAGAAUCAACCAGGAAAACCUAUAAGUAGAAGUAUCUAGGUAAGGUGGACACCUGGAUGAUGCUGUCACCAUUACAGUUAGGCUAUACGUUGUUAUAAAUGAAGUCACAUCCUGAAUGGUCAAACGUUUAGGCUACAUCCUGGUCUGAUUGGGUGUCUCUGUUGUUAUGACCCUGAUUAGCCUGUCAAGAAAAAGAAAAUCAAGCGCGAAAUCAAGAUUCUGGAGAAUCUGCGAGGGGGAACCAACAUCAUCCGAUUGGUGGACACAGUGAAAGACCCUGUGGUAUGUCUUACAGCUCUGCUUUCUUCUAGCCAUGGGCUAGUUCUUAGUCACCUGAGUACCUGGCCACUUCCUUACCCCUUCAAAGAUCAGAUUUGUUUACAUUGUGAAUCCAUUUCUUGAAUGUUCCUAUACAUGUAAUGGCUGUUGAUAUAAUGGCUGUUGAAUUAACAUUCUUACACUUUAUAAUAUCAGCACAAUUUCCUUUACAGAUUGUGAACGUGUUUGAUAUUAUUUUAGUGAGGUUCACUAGACUGUUUGAAAGUUCUGCAAAAUAGUCGUCUUACUCACAGAUUAAGUGGUAGACUAACUAAAUUAACUGACUAAUGAUCUAAAAGCAGGUGAAACAGGACUGUCUUUCUUACAUUUUGGCAGGGUUAUUUUGAGAAUAUUGUUUUAUGAAUGCAAGGGAGAUGGAUACCCAACAUAUACAAUUACCUGAUCAAAUUAUCAAAUGUAUGCUGCUGCCUACAAUCAAAUAAAUGGGAAUUAUGAUCAUGGGAAUUAAUGAGGCUAAUAUUAACAUGGCUUUAUCUUUAAUUACAAAACACAUGAUUGCAAUAGCAGCCGGGAACAAAAUUGAGAUGUGAUUCUUUCAUGUUGAUGUGCUUCUGCUGUGUGUGUGAUGGGUGUUAAGCCACUGCACAAUGAUGUGUGCUCUACCUUUUCCUCCCAGUAAAUAUGGCUCAUUGACUGAUGUCAUUUUUAAUGUUUGAUUUAUCAAUGAGAUUGGAAUAUUUCCAAGUUUUUCUGAUUUUUCCCCCCCCCUCUAUUUGUUCUCUCUCUCUCUCUCUCUCUCUCUCUCUUUCUCAUAUCUCUCUCUCUCUCUCUCUCUCUCUCUCUCUCAUAUCUCUCUGCAGUCCCGAACGCCUGCUCUUGUCUUUGAAUGCAUCAAUAACACAGAUUUUAAGGUAGAUUAAUUUCCCUCUAGGCAUGGGGUUUUACUGGUUUGGGAUGGUGUAAUGACUGGGAAACUUGGUCAUGUUACCCAAUAAGGCUUAUAUAGCUUAUUAGUUUCAAAUACCAUGUUGGUAGCCAUGACUUAGCAUAGCAUUGUGUUUCUGUAUGUUACUGUCUGUUUGGUUGGUUGGUUGAAAGUGUUUUGUUAAACAGUGUUUCAUCAUGGAUGCAUGCAUCACAUACUUGCUUUCUGAAAAUUAAAUCUAAAACUUUUCUUCUCUCCCCAGGAGCUCUACCAGAAGUUAACAGAUUUUGAUAUACGUUUUUACAUGUAUGAACUACUAAAGGUGAGCCUUGCAGUUUUACCCCCUGUGUGUUUUCACAUGUACUCCCAGUCCUACAUUUCUACCUUCCUAACUGUGGGAUUAGUUUGUGGUGUCUAGUCAUUAUUUCGCUGUCUCUGACAUGAUUUGGGUCUUUGUGCUUUCAGGCUCUGGACUACUGCCACAGUAUGGGUAUUAUGCACCGUGACGUCAAGCCCCACAAUGUGAUGAUUGACCACCAGAUGAGGAAGGUAGGGGGAGCUCUUAACCUUUUUCAACCUUAAUUGUGUAGAAACUUGGUAAGAUCUAGGAGUCCAAAUGUAUUGGUCACAUACACGUGGUUAGCAGAUGUUGUUAUGUGUCUGGUACAAAAGUUAUUCGGCUCUGCUCAAGCUGUUUGAAAAGUCUACAAAGCUUACAUAAAUUUGUCCGAUUUGUCUGAAGUGACUUCAAUUAUUUCUUCACCAAUAUUGAAUGGAAGUUGAACUCUUUUAGUCUUUGUCAAAUACAAGUUUCUCAUUGCCACCAGAUGGCAUCAGGACACAUACAGGAUUGCAAUACUGAUGUAUUUUUUAGUAGCAGCAGCAAUUUCCCUUGUGUGCCACAUUUUCUAUGUGGUUUCUAUUCUAACACUAUGUGGUUUGUGUUUUUGUGUUGCAGCUACGCCUGAUAGACUGGGGCCUUGCAGAAUUCUACCAUCCUGCACAGGAAUACAAUGUCAGAGUAGCAUCUCGCUACUUUAAGGGACCUGAGUUACUGGUGGAUUACCAGGUAAAUCCCCAGCACAUGCAAGCAAAAACACACACACCGACACACGGUCAUCCUGUAAAUUAAAAGUGCUCCAGUGAUGUUAUUGUGUUCCAAUUUAAUUGUAAUUGGUAGCUGUUUGUAUAUGGAUGUAUAACCGUAACUGAAGCGUUCUGUGGUUUCCUGUCAGAUGUAUGACUAUAGUUUGGACAUGUGGAGUCUGGGCUGCAUGCUGGCCAGUAUGAUCUUCCAGAAAGAGCCCUUCUUCCAUGGCCAGGAUAAUUAUGAUCAGGUAUCCAAUUAAUUUACCACUGAACUGACAUUCCCUUUCUAUUGUCACUACCAAACAUCCUUUAGUCUCACUACAACCCAUCUUAUUCCACCCAAUAUAACUCCUAACUUGUCUAAUCUAGACCUGUCUCAUAGUAUGAUAACACUGACUGCUACAAUCUAUUAGAGCAGAUAACACAUUCACUACCUGAUGAUAACACGUACUUACCAAAUUAGCUUGUAUAUGAACAAAUACUCCCUAAGACAAACAGAGACACUUAUGUGAAAUUGUCACUGUUCUGAUUUCAGCUGGUCCGAAUUGCCAAAGUCCUGGGGACAGAUGAGCUUUUUGGUUACCUGCGCAAAUACCACAUUGAACUGGACCCACGCUUCAAGGACCUUCUUGGCCAGUGAGUACCAACAGGGAGUGUCAUUGAGACAUGUACAGUGCUUUCAGAAAGUAUUCAUACCCCUUGACAUAUUCCACAUUUUGUUGUAUUACAGCCUGAAUUCAAAAUGGACUAAAUAUUAUUUUUUUCUCACCCAUCUACACACAAUACCCCAUAAUGACAAAGUGAAAACAUGUUUUUAGAAAUGUUAGGAAAUGUAUAUGUAAAUACAUAAAUAUUUAAUUUACAUAAGUGUUCCCACCUUUGACUCCAUUCAUGUUACGAUUACAGCUGUGAGUCUUUCUGGGGAAGCCUCUAAGCUUUGCACACCUAUUGUACAAUAUUUGCACUUUAAAAAAUAUAUAUAUAUUCUUCAAGAUCUGUGAAGUUGGUUGUUGAUAAUUUUCAAGUCUUGCAUAGAUUUUCAAGCCAAUUUUUUUGAUCAGAACUGUAACUAGGCCACUCAGGAACAUUCAAUGUCGUCUUGGUAAGCAACUCCAGUGUAUAUUUGGCCUUGUGUUUUAGGUUAUUGUCCUGUUGAAAGGUUAAUUUGUCUCCCAGGAAAGCAGACGGAACCAGAUUUUCCUCUAGGACUUUGCCUGUGCUUAGCUAUAUUCCAUUUGUUUUAUUUUUUAUUUUUUACUGCCUAGUCCUUGCCGAUGACAAGCAUACCCAUAACAUGAUGCAGCCACCACCAUGCUUGAAAAUAUGAAGAGUGGUACCCAGUGAUGUGUUGUGUUGGAUUUGCCCCAAACAUAAUGUUUAAUAUUCAGAACAUAAAGUUCAUUUCUUUGCCACAUUUUUUGCAGGUUUACUUUAGUGCCUUAUUGCAAACAGGAUGCAUGUUUUGGAAUAUUUGUAUUAUGUACAGGUUUCCUUUUCACUCUGUCAUUUAGGUUAGUAUUGUGGAGGAACUACAAUGUUGUUGAUCCAUCCUCAGUUUUCUCCUAUCACAGCCAUUAAACUCUGUAACUGUUUUAAAGUCACCAUUGGCCUCAUGGUGAAAUCCCUGAGCGGUUUCCUUCCUCUCUGGCAACUGAGUUAGGAAGGACGCCUGUAUCUUUGUAGUGACUGGGUGUAUUGAUACACCAUCCAAAGUGUAAUGAAUAACUUCACCAUGCUCAAAGGGAUAUUCAAUGUGUACUUAUUUUUUUUACCCAUCUACCAAUAGAUGCCCUUCUUUGCGAGGCAUUGGAAAACCUACAUGGUCUUUGGGGUUGAAUCUGUGUUUGAAAUUCACUGCUUGACUGAGGGACCUUACAGAUAAUUGUAUGUGUGGGGUACAGAGAUGAGGUAGUCAUUCAAAAAUCAUGUUUAACACUAUUAUUGCACACAGUGAGUCCAUGCAACUUUUUAUGUGACUUGUUAAGCUCAUUUUUACUCCUGAACUUAUUUAGGCUUGCCAUAACAAAGGGGUUGAAUACUUAUUCAAUCAAGACAUUUCAGCUUUUCAUUUUUAAUUAAUUUGUAAAAAUGUCUUAACAUUAAUUUAACAACAAAAUGUAGAAAAAGUCAAGUUGUGUGAAUAAUUUCUGAAGGCACUGUAUUUACCUUAACUGAGUGUAGACUAUAGAGGUUAGAGAUGGGUCAGUUCCACACAAGUACCAAUACUACCCUAGAUGAAUCACUAUAGAUUUAGACCAUCUUUAUUUAAAACCUGUCAGACAGUGGCCCUCUGGAUCCAGAAAAGGAAACAUUCUUUCCCAGGUGAUAAUACUGUUGUAUUGAAGUGACAGCCUGGGGUAAGUUAGCUCUCUGUCUCCCCCCUCAGGCAGACACGGAAACGCUGGGAGCAGUUUGUCCAGACAGAGAACCAGCACCUGGUGAGCCCUGAGGCUCUGGACCUGCUGGAUAAGCUGCUGCGCUACGACCACCAGCAGAGACUGACGGCCACAGAGGCCAUGGAGCACCCCUACUUCUGUGAGUAGCUCAAAAUGAACACUCCUGCUGACUACCUCUGUUGUGGAGUGCCAGUUAUUAUGGCAUUGAGGAAAGGGGAUAUGAUCUUUAACAUGAUGACUCUUCUACACAGAUCCUGUGCUGAAGGAACAGUCUCUCUCAAAUGCGGAUGGCAAUAUGGUGUCCAGUGGAUCCACUACAGCUCGAUGAAAGCAGGUGAGUGAGAGAAACACAAACACUGGUCUAUUGUAAAUAUUGACAUUCUUUUGGUCUGAGCAAAAUUUAGCUCAGUGUCAGGUGUUCAAGCAGGUUCAGUGAAGUUGUUCCAUUGUUCUAAAUUGUUCCAUUGUUCUCAAUUAUUCUAUUGCUCUGGGUUAACGCUGCUAUUUAAAAAUUUUCAAUAAAAUCACUUUUAUAAUUCUUAAAAUAAAUAAGCAUCAACAGUAUCAUUUCUGUUCCCUUUUUGUCUUUCAGAAGAACAUUUGUUACCUCAACUUUUUACCCCUUUGUGGCAGAAACCUCUUCAAGUGUACAGUGACAAUGGAUCAAAGCACCGCCGACCAGUAACACACUCAAAGAUGUUCAUUCGGGCGCACACACAUACAUGAACACACACAUACUCACACCCUCCUCUGUGUCAGUGUAUGGUUGGCUUGCCCAGUGAAGCAGCCAGACCAAUGAGCUUGAUGCCUGAUGUCUCACUGCUGCCCCUGCCCUCCCUUCCUCUUAUCAAUAGGUAAACAGAAAAUUUUCAAAGACUAGAAAAAAAGGAUCCUUUCCUGUCAUUAUCCCCCCCUUUGGCCCCCCUCCCUCGUUAAACUAAGCAUGGAGAAUGAAAAGGAGCGUGAGCCUGCCCCCUGCCCUCCCUCCCCCUCGGUCUGUCGGUCUGUCUGUCUGUCUGUCUGUCUGUCUGUGUUCAGUAUUCAGCCCCUAGGCAGACCUGAGCUCAGCCUCCACACACUGUAGUACUGAAGUGGCAUGGUGGACCUUUUCUCUGCUCUAGGUAGAAUGAUGAUAAUAAUAUUAAUGAAAAUAAAUGAUUUUUAUUUAGAUUGAUGUGUUUGUGUGAUCAUUUUUCAAAUGUAUUUGCCAUGAGCAGUAGAUCACCUGCUGGGUGUUUGUUAUGGUGUCUUACAUUUCUUAUCUUACUUGUUGUUCAGACAGUCUUACAGUAAUUAAUCAGAGAGACAACCACAAACAACACCAGUAUCUGGUGGUCAAUGAACAGUGGGUCAUCAAUGCCAUUAAUCGCUGAGGAAGGUGACAAAGUCUUGUCUUGACACCAUGUUGCCAGCACAACCCUUAAUGGGCUUGGCUCCAAAACACACUCACCAUAGAUCCAGAGAUAAUGUUUUGACAGACCAUCCACUGUGAACCAUCAUUGCUCAUUCAUUGAGUGAGAAAUCUGUUCAGCUUUCUGCAAUUAUCUGUUGAAUGAUUGCCCUCAUGAAACCAGAUCAGAUGAUACCCGGCGAUGUUGUGCAGCAUUUAUGCAACGUGAUACCUGAAGACUUCUCAGCCAAAUGAGUGGCUGGUUCUCACCUUGCCAUCUCUCUCACAACAGUACUGUGAUAGUACUAGUACGAGCACUCUGAGGGUGUCACGUCAGCUUGAAGACAAUAUUUUUUAGGACACUAAUUAUUUUGUUGACCCUAUUCUCUUGGUUACAUUAGUAUAAAUACCUUAAUGCAUACUUUUAAAUUAUAUUAUGUGAGCUAAACAUAAAAAUACAAACUGAAAAAAAUAUUAAAACAUUGUCCUUAAAGUAUAAUUUUUUGAGAUUACUAAUGUUACUGUCCCCACUAAAACAACAAAAUACUUAAAUCCUUAACAUUUAAAGAGUAACUUCCAUCAAAUUAAAUAAAGUUUUAGGCUUCGUUAUAGUGAACCAAGUCAAUGCUAGUAGUCAUUUUGACAGUUCGUUGCGAAAGUGAUAUAUUUUGGCCUUUUAGUAGUAAAUCUGGUUAUUUUUGCCCCUAGUGGUUCAACUCCACCAUUGAAAGUAUUUUAUUUUUCUUGUUUAGAAGGUGCCUCUACAUCUCAAGGGAGGGGUUUGGUAUGAAAUACACUUCCUUCUAGAUGUGCUACGUUGUGCUACGUUCUACCACCUCAAGGCUUAUAAAAUCAGCGUGCCUUAUUUGGCAAUGGUCUUGGUAAGUGGUGUGCCAAUAUAUUUUGACGUUACACAAAAUUCAAAAGGCAGGAACACACAUUAACGCAUAUGACCAAAACCAACAUUUUUGCUUACCGUUUUAGAUGCAUCUACAGUUGAAGUCGGACGUUUACAUACACCUUAGCCAAAUACAUUUAAACUCAGUUUUUCACAAUUCCUGACAUUUAAUCCAAGUAAAAAUUCCCUGUUUUAGGUCAGUUAGGAUCACCACUUUAUUUUAAGAAUGUGAAAUGUCUGAAUAAUAGUAGAGAGAAUGAUCAGCUUUUAUUUAUUUCAUCACAUUCCCAGUGGGUCAGAAGUUUACAUACACUCAAUUAGUAUUUGGUAGCAUUGCCUUUAAAUUGUUUAACUUGGGUCAAACGUUUCGGGUAGCCUUCCACAAGCUUCCCACAAUAAGUUGGGUGAACUUUGGCCCAUUUCUCCUGACAGAGCUGGUGUAACUGAGUCAGGUUUGUAGGCCUCCUUGUUCGCACACACUUUUUCAGUUCUGCCCACAAAUGUUCUAUAGGAAUGAGGUCAGGGCUUUGUAAUGGCCACUCCAAUAUCUUGACUUUGUUGUCCUUAAGCCAUUUUGCCACAACUUUGGAAGUAUGCUUGGGGUCAUUGUCCAUUUGGAAGACCCAUUUGCAACCAAGCUUUAAUUUCCUGACUGAUGUUGCUUCAAUAUAGAGAUGUUGCUUCAAUAUAUCCACAUAAUUUUCCUUUCUCAUGAUGCCAUCUAUUUUGUGAAGUGCACCAGUCCCUCCUGCAGCAAAGCACCCCCACAGCAUGAUGCUGCCACCCCCGUGCUUCACGGUUGGGAUUGUGUUCUUUGGCUUGCAAGCUGCCCCCCUUUUUCCUCCAAACAUAAAGAUGGUCAUUAUGGCCAAACAGUUAUAUUUUUGUUUCAUCAGACCGGAGGACAUUUCUCCAAAAAGUACGAUCUUUGUCCCCAUGUGCAGUUGCAAACAGUAGUCUGGCUUUUUUAUGACCGUUUUGGAGCAGUGGCUUCUUCCUUGCUGAGCGGCCUUUCAGGUUAUGUCAAUAUAGGACUCGUUUUACUGUGGAUAUAGACCUGUUUCCUCCAGCAUCUUCACAAGGUCCUUUGCUGUUGUUCUGGGAUUGAUUUGCACUUUUCGCACCAAAGUAUGUUCAUCUCUAGGAGACAGAAUGCAUCUCCUUCCUGAGCGAUAUGACGGCUGCGUGGUCCCAUGGUGUUUAUACUUGCGUGCUAUUGUUUGUACAGAUGAACGUGGUACCUUCAGGCGUUUGGAAAUUGCUCCCAAGGAUGAACCAGACUUGUAGAGGUCUACACUUUUUUUCUGAGGUCUUGGCUGAUUUCUUUUGAUUUUCCCUUGAUGUCAAGACAAGAGGCACUGAGUUUGAAGGUAGGCCUUGAAAUACAUCCACAGGUACACCUCCAAUUAGCCUAUCAGAAGCUUCUAAAGCCAUGACAUCAUUUUUCUGGAAUUUUCCAAGCUGUUUGAAGGCACAGUCAACUUAGUGUAUGUAACUUCUGACCCACUGGAAUUGUGAUACAGUGAAUUAUAAGUGAAAUAAUAUGUCUGUAAACAAUUGUUGGAAAAAUUACUUGUGUCAUGCACAAAGUAGAUGUCCUAUCCGACUUGCCAAAACCAUAGUUUGUUGACAAGAAAUAUGUGGAGUGGUUGAAAAACGAGCUUUAAUAACUCCAACCUAAAUGUAUGUAAACUUCCGACUUCAGCUGUAUGUGCUGAAACAAAACAUGUAGGCUAUGAGGAUUAUAUGUUUAUAUUCGUAGCGAAGUCCAUCGUAACAAGAAAUAGAUGACAAUGGUGGUCAUGUCAACUCGUGUUUCUACCAAACUGCUAUGACUGAUUGAUGGCGCUAAAACAGUUGGCUCAUAGUUCAAUGGCUGUGAGUUCUAAUCCCCCAUGGGAUUAUUAGGCUUCUCCAAGUACUGAUGCUGCUGAUGGUCAUUAGUAGCCUACCAAACUUGCAAACUGCCAGGUACUCAGCACUCUAUUGUCCCUCUAAUCACUCUAACAUCAAUGUAGAUGUAAUCUAAAAUCUAAUCAAACACUUCAUGAGCUCAUGUUGCGCAACAUUUCUACAGGCUAUGCAAUUGCAUGAGAAAACAGAGUUUUGAUGGCCUCUAUUAAAAAGAGGAGGAUCCCAUCAGCUUUCUAUCGGCUAGGCCUACUAUAUUUAUUUCUCAACUUUCCUAAUAUUAAGCACAUUGCUUCGCUUUACAACAGGAGUAUAGCCUACCUGGCUGACAUGAAAAUGAACCAUGGGAAAAACGUCCUCCAUUCGCUAUUUAAUUGCGGAGUCAGUCCUCCAUUCGCUAUUUAAGUGCAUAGAUGACAUGUAUUUUUUCCCCCUGCUCCUGUUCCGAGACAGGUGCAUGAUAAUGGUCCAUUCUAAAUCGAAACUAAUACCACACAUAUAUUAUUUAGUAUAUGUAAAGACAACAUUAAAUUAAGAAUAGUCUGAUGGGUGACAAUAUUAGCCUAUCACUUGUGAAUGAUGUAUUAUCAAUUGUGAAUGAUGCCCAGCUUGUGCAUUAAGGCAAGAAACAGCACAUACCUUUUUUUGCGAAUUUUUCAAACCAGUCACACACCUCAUGUAUCCUAUCCCAUAUGCCUAUUUGUUUUGAUUAGGUUUGUAUCACAACUAAAGUGGCCAAAUAACUUCUUAAAAUUAAGCACAUUAAUCCGCUUUAUAACCGGUGUAGAGCCUAACUAGCAUUUAUAGGCUGCGUGUGAAUUUCAAGUUUGGGGAAGAUAAUUUUCACCAUAGAAAUGCACCUUUAUAAUUACAUCCAUAAUCACAUUUGCCGUCACUUUCUAGAAGUGUUUUCCCGCUAAUUGAUUGCAUUUUGGAACAUUCGCGCUUAUAGCCUACUGCCGUGUGCUUAUUGCGGCGCUUAUAAUGUGAAAAAAAUAGCCUAGUAGUUUAUCAAUAUUUAAGCUAAACGAUCAGCUUCAUUGCUUUUAAAAGGUUUUUUUGAUGCGAGUGGUUGUAUUAAUUUGGGAUCUAUCGCGUCCCACAACUGUCCCAGAGUAUGUUUGGAAUAUUUAUUUCUUGCACAGAAGGACAAGUUGACCAAUAGAAUACUAUGGGGGAUAGUAGAUUGACAUUGGCUAGUGCUUUUGCUGUUCGUUAGGCCUACUCAUCUUGUUGGCUGACGAAAAGUAGGCUAAAUGUUGACAGUUCUCUGAUGAAAAAUAGGCAAAAUGUGGACAGUUCUAACAUUUUCAUAGCCAUAUCAGGGCCUAACAUAAGGACAACUCAGAGUAUGCUAUUCUGUUCUUCUGAAAUAGACAUAUCAUGUUUCUUUAGACCUGUCUAAAAUAAAUAAUGGAUUUAUUGUGAUGGUGAAGGCUAUAUUAAAUAUAUUUUUUAGACUUUUUAAAAUGUAGAUGUUCCAAAAGGUCUGCAUCAGUGGCUUGUAGGGUAUGACACUACAAGCUUGGCACAACUGUAUUUGGGGAGUUUCUCCCAUUCUUCUCUGCAGAUCCUCUCAAGCUCUGUCAGGUUGGAAUGGGGAGCGUCACUGCACAGCUAUUUUCAGGUCUCUCCAGAGAUGUUCGAGCGGGUUCAAGUCCGGGCUCUGGCUGGGCCACUCAAGGACAUUCAGAGACUUGUCCUGAAGUCACUCAUGCGUUGUCUUGGCUGUGUGCUUAGGGUCGUUGUCCUGUUGGAAGGUGAACCUUCGCCCCAGUCUGAGGUCCUGAGCGCUCUGGAGCAGGUUUUUGUUAAGGAUUUCUCUGUACUAUGCUCCGUUCAUCUUUCCCUUGAUCCUGACUAGUCUCCCAGUCCCUGCUGCUGAAAAACAUCCCCACAGCAUGAUGCUGCCACCACCAUGUUUCACCGUAGGGAUGGUGCCAGGUUUCCUCCAGACGUGACGCUUGGCAUUCAGGCCAAAGAGUUCAAUCUUGGUUUCAUCAGACCAGAGAAUCUUGUUUCUCAUGGUCUGAGAGUCCUUUAGGUGCCUUUUGGCAAACUCAUGUGCCUUUUACUGAGGAGUGGCUUCCGUCUGGCCACUCUACCAUAAAGGCCUUAUUGGUGGAGUACUUCUCCCAUCUCCCCAGAGGAACUCUGGAGCUCUGUCAGAGUGACCAUCGGGUUUUUGGUCACCUCCCUGACCAAGGCCCUUCUCCCCCGAUUGCUCAGUUUGGCUGGGCAGCCAGCUCUAGGAAGAGUCUUGGUGAUUCCAAACUUCUUCCAUUUAAGAAUGAUGGAGGCCACUGUGUUCUUGGGUACCUUCAACGUACAGUACAUAAUUGUUUUUUACCCACAUGCCUUCAGAAAAAUUUCACACCCCUUAACUUUUUCAACAUUUUGUUGUGUAACAGCCUGAAUUUAAAAUGGAUUAAAUUGAGAUUUAUUGUCACUGGCCUACACACAAUACCCCAUGAUGUCAAAGUAGAAUUAUGUUUUUAGACAUUUUUACAAAUGAAUAAAAAAUGAAAAGCUGAAAUGUCUUGAGUCAAUAAGUAUUCAACCUCUUUGUCAUGGCAAGCCUAAAUAAGUUCAGGAGUAGAAAUUUGCUUAACAAGUCACAUAAUAAGUUGCAUGGACUCACUCUGUGUGCAAUAGUAGUGUUUAACAUGAUUUUUUGAAUGACUACCUCAUUCAAAAAUCAUUCGAGCAGUGAAUUUCAAACACAGAUUCAGCCACAAAGACCAGGGAGGUUUUCCAAUGCCUCGGAAAGAAGGCCCUAUGAUUUCUUAAUCCGGCCCUGGUGAACACUUAUGUAAAUUAGAUAUUUCUGUAUUUAAUUUUCAAUACAUUUGCAAACAUUUCUAAAAACAUGUUUUCACUUAGUCAUUAUGGGGGAAUUGUGUGUAGAGGGGUGAAAAUGUUUUAUUUUUAAAUCCAUUUUGAAUUCAGGCUGUAACACAACUAAAUUUGGAAUAAGUCAAGGGGUAUGAAUACUUUAUGAAGGCACUGUUCAUGCAUUCAUGCUGUGACCCUUACUGUAAGUAGGGCAGUGUUUGGAAAGCUUUGUCAUCUGACACUUGCUGCGCCUGAGUGCAUUAAGCGCAGCCCCACCCCUGUUCCACAGGAGGAGCUCUUGUGAAUGGAAUUACUGGGAGGGCAGGUGACCUAAUACAGUGUCCUUCACUGUUGCUCACAAGUGUCCGUGAUCAACUCAGGAACUGAUGCAGUUUCUCCACAACACUAAUCCUCUGCCAAAAUGUCCACCUAUCUGAAUCAGAGCCCCUGAUUCUUUGUACGUCUGUAAUAACGAGGCAAGCUUAGCUGAUACAUGUAGGCUAAUGGUAUUCUUGUGUAAUCUUGGUGUUUAUAGACACCAUGCAGUACACCUUGUGGUGAGACUACCAGGUCACACUAAUUGGCUCCUUCAUUUGUUUGACCUCGAUGUCAGAAUACAGGAGUAAGAAAAUUUGGUGAGACGGAGAAGAUGUGCGUGUAUAGUACAGUACAGAUCGUAUAUGUCCUGCUCAGACCACAUAAAUCAACUUGUUCCCACUGGGCAUACACUGGCUGAAUUAACGUUGUUUCCAUGUAAUUUCAAUGAAAUGACGUUGAACCAACGUGGAAUAGACGUUGAAUUGACGUCUGUGCCCAGUGGGUUUUCUCUCACACCCCACCUUGCAUAGCAAGGCUUAUGUGGCGGCAGGUAGCCUAGCGGUUAAGAGGUUGGGCCAGUAACCAAAAGGUUGCUGGUUCAAAUCCCCGAGCUGUCUAGGUGAUACAUCUGUCGCUGUGCCCUUGAGCAAGGCACUUAACCCUAAUUGCUCCUGUAAAUUGCUCUGGAUAAGAGCGUCUGCUAAAUGACUAAAAUGUAAAUGUAACAAACUGCAUUGACUUGUAUAGGGGAUCCAUUGACCAUUUAAUUAGUAUGUCUCCACCAAAGGAACCGGAGGCCAAUUAACAUGAUGUAAAUAAGUACUGUAACUGGUGCUGAAGCCAAACACCCACUUAGCUAAGUGCGUGUUUUUCUAUCAGUAACAACAUGGAGCCCUCCUGCGCAGACUAAGUUUAGAAGAACCUUUUGUUGAGAGGCAUUGUUAUUGAUUGUGUAUCCAGUGUCUUCACCAUAGGGGUUUGCUUUUGACUCUACAGAUGUAGGAUCUUAAUGUGAUCACCCUGUUACAGGAGAACUUUCCUGUGAUUCAGGAAAUGUAAAACUUGUAGUGUAUUUGAAAUUUCAGACUUGGAUUUUCCCUUACGAAAUAUGUAUCAACCCCCAGAAAAAUGUCCAUUAAUUAUAAUCCACAUAAUAAUUCACAUUUCCUGUUGCUGCAUGAUUAUUUUCCUGCUGUAGCAAACUGGCUCAAAUUAAGAUCCUACAUCUGUAUGUUUAGCUAUGCCAUCGGGCCCUAUUUUUGAUUUUGCAUGUGCAGCUGCAUCACGUCUUGAUUUUUGGUUGUGAUUGUGUAGCCCAGCCUCAGAGCCCUGUUCACCAUUCUGUGCAAGGCGGUGGUGGCUGGACUAUGGAGUUGUGUUUUAGUGUAAAAUCCUACUGUUCCAUGAUUCUGAAUGAGUUAGCUAUGAUCACUAUUUCUAUGAGAAUUUACCCUGAGUGAAGGACACGGUGUUUGCUCCAUGCACCUGCACGCACAGUAGCAGCUUAAAGUAGAUGUGCGUGCGUAAUCCCAAGAUAGCAUGACUGAAAUAUCCACUUCCUCCUCAAGAGGAAACCUGAGAGCGAGUUUCCUGUCCUACAACCUGACUCCUCUGCUCCUCACGUUCAGACAACAUCUCUACCCAUCAAAGUUUCAGCAGCGGCCUUGUCAGAUCCGCCGGGGCCCGGGUCUGGUCAGCUGUGGACCGGUCAGCAUGGCUGUAGUCAAGCGAGAGAACAGGAGUCUGUGUUUACAGCAGGGGCUGUGAGCGGGAUUUUCUAUGUCAUUUAACAACCAUAUAAAUAAUUUGGAAUUGAUAGGAGGGCUUAUUUCAGGUGUCUAGUGCUGUUUUUAUUUCAAAGUGUCCAGUGUAUUCUAUUAUUUUAAGUGCCUAGAGUGUAGAGUUAUAGCCUAUUUUAAAGUGUCCAGUGUAUUCUGUUAUUUUAAGUGCCUACUGUCUGGUGUGUCUAUCUGUUACCUACUCUUCUCCUUUCUUUGUGUCUGUCUGCCUCUGUGCGAAAGAGGAUCAUUCAUAUGAGUCUUCUGGAUUCAUUUUCUCAAUUAAACCUCAACUGCAUAACAAUUCAUCAUGUUUUUCUCAUGAAUGUGUCUGAACUUCCCUCCAGCUCUAUCCUGGAACCCACAAGGGAAACGAAAAACAGUGCACCCACAAAACACCUGGAGGCAGGAGCUAGAAGCAGAUGCUAAAAGAUCUGGCAUGGGGUGGAACGAGAUUGAGAAGAAGUAA
This is a messenger RNA of Coregonus sp. 'balchen', 25986 nucleotides long. NCBI's taxonomy places the organism in Eukaryota, Metazoa, Chordata, Actinopteri, Salmoniformes, Salmonidae. The record is from the annotation of a GenBank genome assembly.